Messenger RNA from Mya arenaria, 2530 nucleotides. RefSeq names its product E3 ubiquitin-protein ligase XIAP-like. Gene Ontology annotation, cellular component: cytoplasm; spindle microtubule; nucleus. Lineage: Eukaryota; Metazoa; Mollusca; Bivalvia; Myida; Myidae. The transcript is spliced from 8 exons. Gene Ontology annotation, biological process: regulation of cell cycle. Bases 208 to 2247 code for a protein of 679 amino acids. The record is from RefSeq and is a predicted model, not a curated record.
AAUACUUUUAAUUUCCACCUGCUAUGAUGUGUUUUAAAAUAUACAAUACGGAAAUAAAACCAUUGGGAUUCCAUGAGAAAAUUUCUUAUUUGUCAUAAUUAUACCUUUAAAUAAUUUAUAUUCACCUAACUGGUAUCUUGAGUUUAAUAAAUUCCAAUAUGAAUAUACUAUUCAGAAGAAAGAGUCCUAUGUAAUAACUGUUUCGAUAUGGUAAAAGUAUCGUAUUCAUCAAAGCUCCCAAAUGGAGUUGAACGGACUUCUAAAGAGAGACAUACAAAAUCGGAAAAUAAAAAUGUAAAUCUAAGAAGAUUACCACGGAGGGGAGUGGCAAGGUCUAAAUGCCAUCAUCAAAGACGAAAGAAGUGUAAAAGGGAUAUUACAAUAUUAGAAGUAAUCAUCUUCGAGAUUCACAUUGUGUACGCGGCAGAAUUCAGUGCCUUCAUUCGGCAUGUACUCUCCAGUUUUCAAGAGUUUACGGUUUAUUUUCGAUAUAAGGAUGGUCAAUAUCGCUGUUUCGUGUUGCUUGAUCCAACAGAAGAGCUCAAUAUAAUAGAGGAGAAUCAACAUGUACAGAAAUGUUCUUAUCUCUCCAAGGUUCCUUUUACGGACUUUCUUGUAAGAAGGUCGAGAUCUGCGGGGUCUUUUUUGGUACUAAAAAAGACGACAGACUGCCAGCGGCUGUUUGAAAAGCUUCAAUGGUACGUUGACGAUCACUUUUGUCAAUAUAAAGUUGAUCUGUCAAAGAAACAGUUGACUUAUCUGCCAUAUGAAGAUGACCCUCUACAUAACGUGUAUUACUUUGGUGACCUUACGUUAGUUGAAAACAGGAGCGCUGACACGACUUCCGGAAGAAACAAGAACAGCGAUCUUGUUGUUUCGCUGAAAGGGAUUAACGAAACUGUUUUUCCCCAUGACAAUAGCUCUUUUGAAAAUUCAGCAUGUCCAUCAAGUUUUAACAAGGGCAUAGUGUACAAUGACGGCCUAUUGUUACCAAACCCCUCGUCUUGGCGGGCAGGGAUUAGAUUGGGCGAAGAUGCAAAUGCGCAUGAGCAGAACAACAUUUCAACAUAUGAGAGCGCUAGGGCAGAUGACAAAUCACGAAGCAACAGAAAACGGCCUCGCUAUCCAGGGAAAAUUACCGUGGAAAACAGACUGGACACGUUUAACGCCUGGCCGCAUUCAGCACCGACACCACAAACGCUUGCAGUAGCUGGCUUCUUUUUCACGGGCGAUGCGGACCUGGUUCGGUGCCACCAGUGCGGUAUCGGUCUCAAAGACUUCAACCCGGUUGACGAUCCAAUGUCAGAGCACAUUAAAAACUCUGGCAAUUGUGACUUCCUCAUUGACUUGUAUGGGGUGACUGGAUUGGAACAGAAAAGGUGUCUUAUUAACGACCCCGAAACAAUAAGAAGACGGCAGUUGGUAUCGUUCCAAACACAACAAGUCCCAGAUACUACAUACCGUAGGCCCGAGUACGCUAGUUAUGAGGCCCGCCUGGCCACAUUUAAUAGCUGGCCGGAAGAGGCGUCUCAGAGGCCGCACCAUCUGGCAGACGCUGGUCUCUACUUCGCAGGUGUUGAAGAUCACGUGCGGUGUUUCGCCUGUGACGGAGGACUGCGACGGUGGGAUGCGGGAGACGACCCUUGGAUAGAACACUGCCGCUGGUUUCCGGCUUGUCCCUUCGCCAGGGCAACCAAGGGGGACCAAUUUAUCGAGCUCAUUCAGGCUUCAGUUGACCAAGGGGAAGAGUUUUCAGAACUGGAAGAAACAAGACCUGUGCCACAGCUUCAGGAAAAUUCCCCUGAAGACGUCGUGACUUCUGGUAUAGACAACAUCACGCUUGGGCGUGCGGAGCUGGAGGAACACCGUCGCACGUGCACUGAGGAUCUUGGGUUUCCAGAAGAAGAGUUUGAAGAGGCCCUCAUUAAGCUUAGAACAAGUGGCAAUAUCCUUCCAACAUUGGAAGAUCUUAUCAUCUGCAUAGGGGAUAUCCAGAAACGAAAUGAAAUUCGACAAUUUCAACUUGAAGCAGUGACAGUGGACACCCCAGAAAGCAUCCUUGAAGAGAACGCUCGCUUGAAGCACAUCUUGAAAUGCCAGCGGUGUAAUGUCAAUAACGUUAACGCACUGUUCUUGCCAUGUGCUCAUCACCGACUGUGCAUGGACUGCGCUAGCAAAUAUGACGUCACGGUGUGUCCCGUUUGUGACCGGCCGAUCAGGGAAAUCGUUAAAACGUUCAUGGGUUGAAAACCGCCGAAUAACUCAUACAUUUACACAUAUUGAAGUCAGAAGACAGAAAUGAAAAGGGAAAACUAAUCCUUAUGUUUAUAUAAAUCAAUACAAGAUUUUUUUGUUAUUGAAUGGAGACUCUCUUGCAAUCAAACCAUUCUGUGAUAACUUUUACGUUUAUGGAGUAUAUUAUAUAUUUAUUAUAUUGUAUUUAUAUAAUUUAAUAAUAUAUUUAAUAAUUUAUAAUAUAUAUAUUUCUCUUUUACUCUACAUAGAGUUAACUGAUAUACAUCAAAUUGUU